GUAAUCGUACUGUGAGUGCAGAAAAAUGAGUCUUCUGAAGCUAACCGGAUCCUCCUUGGCAAAGUCCGUUGCACCAAUGGUCAGCGUGACGCGAUCAUCGUCCCACUUUGUAUACACUCCGGACGCGAAAGCCCCGGUCGAGGGACCAACCCAAAAGAUGAACAUGUUCCAGGCGAUUAACAAUGCGAUGGAUAUUGCCAUGGAGCGGGACAGCUCGGCACUGGUUUUCGGAGAAGAUGUAGCAUUUGGAGGAGUUUUCCGUUGCUCGAUGGGCCUGCAGAAGAAAUACGGAAAGGAUCGUGUAUUUAAUACACCACUUUGUGAGCAAGGCAUUGCUGGAUUUGCAAUUGGGGUGUCGAACACCGGGGCUACUGCCAUUGCAGAGAUGCAAUUUGCGGAUUACAUCUUUCCUGCAUUUGAUCAGAUAGUGAACGAAGCAGCCAAGUAUCGUUACAGGAGUGGAAAUUUGUUUGACUGUGGAUCCUUAACGUUCCGAGCUCCUAGCGGAGCAGUCGGUCAUGGUGCUUGCUAUCACUCGCAGAGUCCCGAGGCGUACUUCGCGCACACACCUGGCCUGAAGGUGGUCGUGCCUCGGGGGCCAAACAAGGCCAAAGGAUUGCUGCUGGCUUGUAUCAAGGAGAAAGAUCCGUGCAUCGUUUUCGAACCAAAGACGCUUUACCGGGCAGCGGUAGAGGAAGUUCCGGUAGAAGCGUUUGAAUCUCCCAUCGGCAUGGCCGAUAUAUUGAGAGUAGGAAACGAUAUGACCCUAAUCGGCUGGGGGACGCAGAUUCACGUGCUGAAGGAGGUGGCUGAUAUGGCGAAGCAACAAUACGGAGUCAAUUGCGAGGUUAUUGAUCUUGUGUCGAUUCUGCCAUGGGACAAGGAAACCGUGUGUAAUUCCGCCAAGAAAACCGGCCGCGUUCUGAUAGCCCACGAAGCACCGCUGACCAGUGGCUUUGGGGCGGAACUGGCCGCCACCAUCCAGGAGGAAUGCUUCCUCCAUCUGGAAGCACCAAUUGCGCGCAUUACUGGCUGGGAUACCCCCUUCCCGCAUGUUUUUGAACCGUUCUACAUCCCGGACAAGUUCCGGUGCCUGGCCGGGAUCAAGAAGCUGAUCGACUACUAAUAUAGAGAAUCGGUGCAAAGUUACACAGCAUUUGUCUUCCACCAGUGAUUACACUAUAAAUCGAUAGUGACGCUCAAUCUGAACGGAUCGAAACAUGAUGCAUUUAUUAGCUUUAAGACAGAGUGGAUGAUCUUUUUACAACGAAUUUUUUGUACUAC
Messenger RNA from Ochlerotatus camptorhynchus, 1284 nucleotides. RefSeq names its product Branched chain keto acid dehydrogenase E1 subunit beta (gene BckdhB). Gene Ontology annotation, molecular function: catalytic activity. Bases 26 to 1126 code for a protein of 366 amino acids. The transcript has 2 exons. Gene Ontology annotation, biological process: response to nutrient; branched-chain amino acid catabolic process. Lineage: Eukaryota; Metazoa; Arthropoda; Insecta; Diptera; Culicidae. The record is from RefSeq and is a predicted model, not a curated record.